UUUUACCGGAAAAUUUGCGUUUAUUGUUUUGUUGUGAGGUGAAGUUAUUUAGUGUAUUUUAAAAUAUAAUUUUGUUUGAAUUUGCCUUUUUCCUUUAAGAUUGGUGGUAUAGUUCAUUUUAAAAGUGAUGUACCAACGCAAUAAAAGCACAUAAUUUAAGUCAUAAAUUUAUACGAAGUAAGUUUUCAUUGACGAAAAUCGUGAUGGGGUCGUAUCCUAAGAAAAAUUCGGCAGAAUGGUUUAUUGAUCAAUUAAAUGUUGAGAAUGCGAAGCUCUUAGCAUUUUUUCUCGUAUUAGGAUUUAUUGGUUAUCACGGAAUAUUACAUUUGAGAUAUGGCCCUGAUUCCUGCACAUGGUUAUUAUCUUCUGGCAGAUAUAAGGGAGACCAUGAAUGGCAGCCUUAUGGAUGCAUGUUGCACAAAUAUUCAAAAACUGAUGCAAGAAGGUGUUUGCGGUACUUAGCAUUUUGGGGGAAAUACAACAGUUUUGCUUUCAUCGGCGACUCGCGGGUGGAACAACUCUAUGAGCAUUUUAUCAAUGGGCUCAAAACUCGUUUGGAUAUGGACACAUCAUACUCUACUAUAGACCAUCACAUGCCGAAUUAUACCUACGUGGAUAGUAAGUUACGUCUCUCCGUAACAUUCAUAUGGACUGAGAACGUUUCCAAAACCAUGGUGGAUAAAUUUAGGAUGUGGCAGCAUUCGGACCAACCGCCGUCCGUGAUAGUCGCAAGCAGCGGGCUAGCACUAGUCAAGAACCGUAACGUGUCCGAGGCCAAUUUAGACGAGUACAAACGCAACCUGACACGCCUGGUUCAACCGAUAGACGCGCUAUCGUCCCGGGGCACGCACGUGCUGUGGAAGCUUCUGGAAUCCGUAGAUAAUUCGAAGCUGAGGAACGAUGUGAAGAUCAAUAAUAACGAUAUUGACGCGUAUAAUAGGGCUGCUGUUGAGAUACUGCAGCACAGCGCCACCAAGCUGUGGAGCGCGGCCCGGCUGGUGGCGGCCGGGGCGCCGGCCCCCGACGGCUGGUCGCUCAGCCCCACGGCGCUGCGCCACUGCACGCAGAUACUGCUCAACAUGUUCUGCAACGACCACAUGAACUUCAACGACGGCACCUGCUGCGCGCAGCCGGAGCCCUGCACUCAGCUGCAGCUCAUGACCUUCGCCCUGUUCCUGAUGUGCGCAGUGCUAGUCCUCAUCAGAUCGAUAUGGCGCUGGUCCCAAACGUUCAGACAGCAGCUCGACGGCUACUCGCUGGUGAACAAACCGACGAAACAACCGUCGCCGAUAGUGGCGCUGGCAAAGCUCGGAAUGAUAAUGUCCUACUUCUACCUGUGCGAUAGAACGAACUUCUUCAUGAAGGAGAAUAAGUAUUACUCGGAGUGGAGUUUUUGGCUGCCGGUCGGUUACGUGUUCGCGCUGGGGCUGUUCUUUACCGACGAGUCUAAAUCUAGCAGCCACUCGCGGGUGCUGCACCGCGAGCAGACGAGCGAGUGGAAGGGCUGGAUGCAGCUGGUGAUCCUGGUGUACCAGGUGACCGGCGCCAGCAAGGUGCUGCCCAUCUACAUGCUGGUGCGGGCCCUGCUCUCAUCCUACCUGUUCCUCACCGGCUACGGCCACUUCUACUACAUCUGGAAGACGGGCGACAUGGGGCUGGUUAGAUACUUUCGAGUGAUAUUCCGUUUGAACUUUUUCACCAUAGUCCUGUGCCUGACCAUGAACAGGCCUUACCAAUUCUACAGUUUCAUACCGCUGGUUUCCUUCUGGUAUACUUUGAUGUUCGCGGUGUUCGCGCUGCCGCCGCACGUGGUGCCGCAGCCGAGCCACGCGGCGGAGGCGAAGCCCUACCAGCAGCUGUACGUGGCCGCGAAGGUGCUGGGGCUGCUCGCGAUCGUCACCAUCCUCUACAUGAGCGAGGUGUUCUUCCAGAAGAUCUUCGUGGCGAGGCCCUGGAAGGCGCUCUUCGUCAACAGCGACGACGACAUACGCCAGUGGUGGCUGGACUGGAAGCAGGAUCGGUACUCCAUGACGUACGGCAUCAUGUUCGCGAUGGCGUACCAGCUGGCGCGCCGCCACGGGCUGCUGGACGACAGCAACCACCGCAACCUGUUCUCGCCCGGCGUGGCGCUGACGGCCACGCUGCUGGCCUUCAUCGGGCUCGGCAGCUACGUCACGUUCACGUUCCUGUGCAGCGACGCGUACGCCUGCAACGAGAUCCACAGCUACGUGGCCUUCCUGCCCAUCGCCAGCUACGUGCUGCUGCGCAACGUGUCGGGCGCGCUGCGCACGCGCCACUCGGCGCUGUUCGCGUGGGUGGGCGGCGUCACGCUGGAGCUGUUCGCGAGCCAGUCGCACAUCUGGCUGGCGGCCGACACGCACGGCGUGCUGGUGCUGCUGCCGGCCGCGCCAGUGCUCAACCUCAUGCUCACCUCCUACAUCUUCGUGUUCGCGGCGCACGAGAUCCGCCAGCUCACCGCCGUCGUGCUGCCCUACGCGGUGCCCGACGACUGGCGGCUGGUGCUGCGGAACAUCGCCAUCUUCCUCGCCGUGCUCGUGCCGAUCGGUAUACACGAUGGUAUGUUUUAGAAUGGAGGGGGGUUCGCGUAGAUGCGAUUUGUAACUAUUUUCUUUGUGUCCUACUUAUACAGUAUGUCCCGAUGUACAUGUACUGUGCUCAUUGGUACCUAUAGUUUUGCACACGCUUAUUGCGAAAAAAAUAUUCAAGAAUCUAUGUUUACAUCGCUAGGCGUCACCCAGCCGACAUAUACCGUUCCGUUAAUGUGAGCAUUGUGCCUAUGAAAACAUAAUCUUCAACGUAAGUGUGCCCACGCACACUUUCGUUUAGUUUUGGUGGCAAAAAUGAACCGGGUGGGUUAGGACUGGUGUACAAAUAGUUUUAGGAAUUCACCUUGUAGAAAAAAAUGCAUCAAUGAUUUUAUAAGUAUUUAUUAAGUAUCGUUAAACAUAGUAUAUUCUCGGCGGGACAACCUGUAUAAUAAAAAUGAAAGUUUGUAAGAAUGCGUGUAUAUUUGGAUGUUUGUGCACUAACACGCAAGAUCAGCUGAUCAAGCAUUAAAUUAAUUCAAUCUGCAUGAAAUUUGGUGCAGAGAUAGGCUAUAAUCUGAAUCUGUCUCAUAUGCUUUUUUUAUUUAUUUAGUGAUAGAAGUCCAGGUAUUUCAUUUUGCAUAAUAUCUAAUUUUAUUUAUAUAUUAUAAUAAAUAAAGGAAUUAAGAAUAAUGCUGUUAAAAAAAAAAAUUAAAAAUAUGGUUUCUGUUCACCCUUCCCUGUUUUGUCCAAUUGACAGCUGUAGUGUCACAACAUGGCGCAGAAUCCAUUCUAUUUUAGUAUUAUAUUUCUUAAUGUUAAAUUCAGGCCUACCAGCGUCUAAAAAGUGCAGCUGUGAUUUGAUUAUUAGGUAAAAAAAAAGUUUAGUAUUAUAUUUUAAUUUUGUUUAAACCCUAAUCAUCCCCUUAUCGUAU
Molecule: messenger RNA, 3481 nt
Organism: Zerene cesonia (dogface butterfly)
Lineage: Eukaryota; Metazoa; Arthropoda; Insecta; Lepidoptera; Pieridae
Product: N-acetylneuraminate 9-O-acetyltransferase
Exons: 11
Coding region: 204-2588 (794 amino acids)
Source: RefSeq, a predicted model, not a curated record